Messenger RNA from Cicer arietinum (chickpea), 1043 nucleotides. Its product is annotated as membrane-anchored ubiquitin-fold protein 3. Gene Ontology annotation, molecular function: protein binding. NCBI's taxonomy places the organism in Eukaryota, Viridiplantae, Streptophyta, Magnoliopsida, Fabales, Fabaceae. The record is from RefSeq and is a predicted model, not a curated record.
CACUUUAAGACAUAAAAUAGUUUACUCUUUUUUGUUGUUGAGUUAAGCAAUCACACCAACAGAAUAAGAAAAAGCAAAGAAAAAAACACAACAACAACAACAACAUUUGAAGCAGCUAACUAACGAAGUCAAAACAACUUUGAAAUGGUUUUACUGUGACAAAACAAAAUAAGGAUUCGAAAAGGAUUAGGGUUUAAGUGAUACAAGAAAGAAGAAAGAGGGAAAAAAAGUGAAUUUCAAAUGCCGGAAGAGGAUAUGGUUGACAUAAAGUUUAGGUUAUACGAUGGGUCUGAUAUUGGACCGUUCAGGUAUUCAUCUGCUGCAACUGUUGAUAUGCUUAAGCAAAGGAUUGUCUCUGAUUGGCCUAAAGUAGGCAAAACGGUUCUCCCUAAGUCAGCAAAUGAAGUGAAAUUGAUUAGCUCUGGUAAAAUCUUGGAAAACAACAAGAAUAUUGGUCAGUGUAAAGCACCAUUUGGUGAUAUUGCGGGGGGAGUUAUAAUCAUGCAUGUUGUUGUACAGCCAUCUCUAGCAAAAUCUAAAGCUGAAAAGAAGAUUGAUGAUUCACCCAAGAAGGUUGUGUGUUCUUGUUCAAUAUUGUGAAGACAGUUUGUGAGUUGGAGAUGCUUAUCCUUAAUUCAUCAAUCACUUGUGAACCACAGAAACCAUCUGCUUGGACAAAACCCUUCUAUUUUCAGCAUUCCUGUGUAAAGUACGUAUACAAGCAAUUAUAUAUUUAUAGAAAAGUUUGUGUUAAUGGAGACUUUUGAAGAUGAUGUCAGUCUUUUAUUACAACGUCUAAAAGGAUUGAAAACAAUGUAACCAUUGAUUGCUACCAUUAUGCAUGGUGUUUUCACUUCGCAUUUUCGAUGAUGUGCAUGAUAUCAUAUGCAUGUUUGGAUUCACGGUGUGCAUUUUGAUUUUAGUAAAAAUUACAUUUUUAGAGUUUCAACAAAAUUGUAGGGCAAUGUGUCUUUUGUCAAACUUGCCGAUACUCCUAUCAUACACUUAUGUAUCAUGGAAAAUGAAUAAAGUCUACUUGUUUA